This is a messenger RNA of Synchiropus splendidus (mandarinfish), 540 nucleotides long. RefSeq names its product galactose-specific lectin nattectin-like. Lineage: Eukaryota; Metazoa; Chordata; Actinopteri; Syngnathiformes; Callionymidae. The transcript is spliced from 7 exons. Bases 25 to 507 code for a protein of 160 amino acids. Gene Ontology annotation, molecular function: signaling receptor activity. The record is from RefSeq and is a predicted model, not a curated record.
GCAGCUUCACUGACUCUCUACAAGAUGGCGAAAGAUCUUUCCUUCUUGGUUCUCCUCUUUGGACUGUGGCUCGGGGCCAAUGCGCAGUGUUGUGGGGACUCCGACUAUUGCCCAUCCUGCCCACCUGGAUGGACUGCAUUUGGUGACCGCUGUUAUGUCUACGAUGGCACCCCCAAAGAGUGGGCUGACGCUGAGGUCACCUGCCUCAAACACGGUGGGAAUCUGGUCUCCUUCAGCAACCAAAAGGAAUUCGACUUCAUCUCGCGGCUGAUUAGAAGGUCCAGUGGUGCAAACACACGGAUUUGGGCGGGAGGACAAGACGCCACCAAGAAUGGAGUGUGGCUGUGGAGCAAUGGUUCCAAGAUGACAUUCAUCAACUGGGGUCCACGCCAGCCGGACAACGCAAGGGGAAGAGAGCAUUGUAUGGAGUUGAACUUGCGAGGAAAACCAAAUGACCACGUGUGCAGCGUCAAGAAGCCCUUCAUGUGCAUGAAAGACAAAGAAUGAGCCAUUGCACGUGUCUAGAGCUUGCAUUAAAAC